AUGGCUGCAUCAUCAUCUUGUUCAAUUGAUCAACUUAAAAUUGUUUUAGUUGGUGAUAGUGCAACAGGUAAACAUUGUUAUGUCAGAAGACUUACACAUAAUAUAUUCCCUAAUGAUACUCGAACAAAUAAAGAAUAUGAUAUUAUUUCAACCAAAAUAAAAAUUGAUGAAUAUACUGAAAUUCCAAUAGAAAUUUUUAAUAUAUCUGGUUCACAAUGUGAUAAAACAAAACUAAAAACAUAUUUUAAUAAUAUCGAUGGAUAUAUUAUUAUGUUUGAUAUAACUCGUAGAGAAACAUAUGAUAAUAUAAUAAAUUGGAAAAAUUCUAUUGAUAAUGUAAAUCAAACAGAUAAUUUACCAUGUUUAUUAUUAGCAAAUAAAUGUGAUUUAGAAGAUGAUCAAAUAUUAAAUCCUAUUAUGAAUAAUUAUUGUCAAAUAAAUGAUUUUUGUGGUUAUUAUAAAAUAUCAACUAAGAAUAAUAUUAAUAUUGAACAAUCGAUUCAAACUUUAAUUAAUGAAAUUAUUCAACGUAGAAAUUUAUUGACAAGAACUUCUCCUUCGAUGUCUAUAUCUCGAAAUAGAACAAUAUCAAUUGAAGAACAAAAACAAGAAUAUACAUUAAAAAUUAUAGUUAUUGGUGAAAGAGCAACUGGUAAAACAGCAAUUAUACAACGUUAUGUUAAUAAUACUUUUGCAGGAAUUUAUCAUAGUACAAUUGGUACGGAUUUAGCUGUUAAAAAAAUUCAAUAUAAUGAUCAUAUUAUUGUUAAUCUUCAUAUAUGGGAUAUUGCUGGUGAUGAACGAUUUGGAACUAUGACACAUCUUUUUUAUAAAGAUGCAGCUGGAUGUUUAAUUGUAUUUGAUGUAUCAAAAUCAGCGACGUUAAUAAAUGGUGCAGUGAAAUGGAAAAUUGAUUUUGAUAACAAAGUUAAUAUUGAUAAUAAUAAUCAAGUGCCAUGUUUACUAAUUGGAAAUAAAUGUGAUCUAGUCAAAGAUGGAAUUGUAGUAAGUGAAACACAUAUGACAGAAUUCUGUCGUAAACAUAAAUUUAUGCGUUGGUAUGAAACAUCUGCAAGAGAAAAUAUUAAUAUUGAAGAAUCAAUUUUAUUUCUUGUUAAAGAAAUAAUGAAAAAUAUUGAUACUAUGAAAGGUAUAAGAAGAAGACUUUCUGAAGUAAUUGAAAUUACACAACAAACUUCAUCCACAAAACCUAAUAUUAGUUAUUGUUGUCAAUUUUAA
Rotaria sordida is the source of this 1239-nucleotide messenger RNA. NCBI's taxonomy places the organism in Eukaryota, Metazoa, Rotifera, Eurotatoria, Philodinida, Philodinidae. The record is from the annotation of a GenBank genome assembly.